UGCGGCUGCUGCGAUUCCUUGCGCGCGCGUCCGAGGGUACAGGCAGAGCAGACAAAGAUUGCUCUGCCCAGCCUGGGACGAUGGGAAGGAAAAAAAUCCAGAUCUCACGCAUUCUGGACCAAAGGAAUCGGCAGGUGACAUUUACCAAGAGGAAGUUUGGGCUGAUGAAGAAGGCCUACGAGUUGAGUGUGCUCUGCGAUUGUGAGAUCGCCCUCAUCAUCUUCAACAGUGCCAACCGCCUCUUCCAGUACGCCAGCACAGACAUGGACCGUGUGCUCCUGAAAUACACGGAGUACAGUGAACCCCAUGAGAGCCGCACCAACACUGACAUCCUGGAGACACUGAAGCGGAGAGGUGUAGGCCUUGAUGGACCAGAGCUGGAGCCAGACGAGGGGCUUGAGGAACCGGGAGAGAAGCUGCGGAAGUUGGCAGGUGACGGGGGUGACCCAGCCUUGCCCCGACCCCGGCUCUAUCCAGCAGUCCCCACUAUGCCCAGCCCAGACAUGGUAUAUGGGGCCCUGCCCCCACCAGGCUGUGACUUGAAUGGGCUUGGGGAGGCCCUGCCCGCCCAUAGCCGACCAUCUCCCUUCCGGCCAGCAGCCCCCAAAGCUGGGCCUCCAGGCCUGGCCCACCCUCUCUUCUCACCAAGCCACCUUGCCAGCAAGACACCGCCGCCCCUGUACCUGGCAGCUGACGGGCGGAGGCCAGACCUGCCUGGUGGCCUGGCAGGGGCUCGAGGGGGACUGAGCACCUCGUUUCCCUUUCCCCCUUUCUCCACACAGAGAAGCCUCUAUGGUACCCUGCAGAGUUCCUGCUCGGCCGCAGCCCCAGGACCCACACUAGGGAGCUUCCCAUUCCUCUCAGCAGGCCCCCCAGAAUAUGGCCUGGGAGACCCCCCUCCGCCCUCUGGCUUGCUGCAGCCCCCCACCCUGGCCCCCUGGCAGCCCUCGAGGAGUGAUGGGCCUCUAGCCGCCUCUGCCCAGCCCAGUGGGGGCCGCAGCCUGGGAGAGGAGGGCCCCCCAGCCCGUGGUGCCUCCCCGCCCACCCCCCCAGUCAGCAUCAAGUCUGAACGCCUCUCACCAGCCCCUGGAGGCCCCAGCGACUUUCCCAAGACCUUCCCUUACCCCUUGCUCCUGGCCCGGCCCCUGGCAGAGCCCCUAAGGCCGGGCCCCGCCCUCCGCCGGAUGCCCACUGCUGAUGGCUGGCCCCGGUAGUGGACCGGGAGGUGGCACAGGCCCUGCCCCCCAUGCCUGGCUGGGCAAGAGCAAGUGGGGCCCCAGCCUCUCUCCUGAGUCCUUAGUGAACACCCAGUGGAUACACCCCCUUCCACAGUGGGGACCUGGAGGAGAAAGGCUAGGUUGGGACCCGGGGUUGGGGGGGCCCUGUUCCCCCUUCCUGACUGUGUACUCACCAAUAAAAC
Messenger RNA from Rhinolophus ferrumequinum (greater horseshoe bat), 1420 nucleotides. It is a transcript of the gene MEF2B, whose product is annotated as myocyte enhancer factor 2B. The record is from RefSeq and is a predicted model, not a curated record. The transcript is spliced from 9 exons. Gene Ontology annotation, biological process: positive regulation of transcription by RNA polymerase II. Gene Ontology annotation, molecular function: protein dimerization activity; RNA polymerase II cis-regulatory region sequence-specific DNA binding; DNA-binding transcription factor activity, RNA polymerase II-specific. NCBI's taxonomy places the organism in Eukaryota, Metazoa, Chordata, Mammalia, Chiroptera, Rhinolophidae. The coding region runs from base 81 to 1214 and encodes 377 amino acids.